GGCGCGGCUGACGGGCGGGGAUGGCGGAGCAGUGGGAGCUGGAUGAGGAGGGCAUCCGCCGCUUGGGGUCACUGACCCUGGAGCAACCCGAACUGGUGGAGUCUCUUUCAUUGCAGGGGUCUUAUGCUGGAAAAAUUCAUUCCAUUGGUGAUGCCUUCAUAAAUUUUAAAAACCUCCGAUCCUUAGAUUUAUCAAGAAAUUUGAUCACUAGCCUGAAGGGAAUCCAGUAUUUAUGUUCACUUCAAGACCUGAAUUUAUAUUAUAACAACAUUCCUUCAUUAGUGGAGGUAUCCCGCCUACAGCCUUUACCCUUCCUGAAAGAACUAGAUUUGAGACUCAAUCCUGUUGUCAGGAAAGAUACGGACUAUAGGCUCUUUGCUGUGUACACGCUACAAACCCUGGAGAAACUGGAUGAUCGAACUGUACGUGAAAGUGAGAGAAAAGCUGCCAAAAUGCAUUUUAGUAUGUUGGGCAACAGUGAAAAUUUUCUUUUAGAGGUGGAAAAAAGCAGCUCUAGGGAAAAGACAGUGAAAAACUGUGUGACAGAUGAGAGUUCUUCAUCAAAAGUCAACGCAGAUGUUGAGAACAGGAUUGAAACUGACUCAAACAAAGGACUUUUUAUUCCCCUCCCCAGCCGAGAAAUAAAGGAUUCCCUAACCAGUAUUUCUGCAACCCAGGGCAACGGUAUGCCAGAGCAGAAAUUAGACACUUUCUCACUGGGGACACAGGUAAUAUAUUCGCUUUCCUAUUGAUCUGUUGACUAGUCAAUGAUUAAUACUCAUUAUUCAGUGGAAUCUCAAUUAUUUGUGAAAGUCUAAGAAGACUUGUUUGUUGAAGGUUAUUUUGGAUCCCUUAAAGGGAAAGAGCAGGGCAGGAUAUUAAUUUCAAUCUCCCCUUUUCUUCUCCUUUAC
Talpa occidentalis (Iberian mole) is the source of this 911-nucleotide messenger RNA. Its product is annotated as leucine-rich repeat-containing protein 36-like. Gene Ontology annotation, molecular function: protein binding. The record is from RefSeq and is a predicted model, not a curated record. NCBI's taxonomy places the organism in Eukaryota, Metazoa, Chordata, Mammalia, Eulipotyphla, Talpidae. The transcript is spliced from 6 exons. Bases 21 to 752 code for a protein of 243 amino acids.